AGUCGCCUCAGACGUCACCUCCCGCGGCCAGCACAGCUGCUAGCUGCUAGGCUCAGUCGAGUCACAUCCGAGCAUGAUGGCGGGUCGGCGCGCGUUCUGGCGGUUGGCUGUCCUGCUGCUCGCCCUCGCAGCAGCGCGGGGUCAGGAGACGUACAGGAUAUGCGUGGUGGAGAAGUUCAACAGCACCAAGAAGGCGUCCACGUACUGCACGGUGCUGGACGAGAAGGGCAGCCAGGCUUCGUGCGUGCUGGGCCAGAGCAGGUUAGACUGCUUCAGGAAAAUUACAAAGAAUAAAGCAGACUUCGCAGUUUUCCCAGCAGAAGAUAUUCUCGCCGCGUCGCACUACGGCAGCGAUGAAGUCGCAGUCACAAACAAUAUUAGAGUGUUUUCUAAACAGCCGUUCCAGAUGCAGGUGGCGGCGGUGGUGCGCAAGGCUGCCAACAUCACGUACAUGAGCGACCUGCGCGGACAGAAGUUCUGCCACCCGGGCUACGGCUACAGCACGGACGAUUGGACGCAGGUGAUGGCGCAGUUGUUCGAGCAAGAGGUGGUCCCGCAGAGGUGCGAGCAAGCCCUGACGGUGGCCGAGAACAGGCUCAAGUCGUCGUCGGAGUUCUUCAAGUCCGCGUGCAAGGCCGGUCCGUGGGCGCCCGACCAGGCGGUCGACAGGAGGCUGAAGGAGCGCUACCACAACCUGUGCGCGCUGUGCGACGACCCGGACGCCUGCGCCACCACGGACAAGUACUGGGAGCGGCGCGGCCCGCUAUUCUGCCUCACGGACGGCGUGGGCGACGUGGCGUGGGCGCGCCUCGACGACAUCGACCUGCACUUCGGGAUAUCCAGCCACGUGGAGCCGGUGACGGCGGCCAAGGACUUCAGUCUGCUCUGCCCCGACGGCCGGCAGGAGCCCUUGGACACCCCGCAGCACUGCACCUGGAUGUCGCGUCCGUGGCCGGCCGUAGUCGCGAGGAAAAAAGUCACACAGUCGAUCCAGAAACUGAUAUCGUCUCUUCAAGACGCCAAACCUCACUCGUGGCAAUGGGCGUUGCUUCACCUGGUGGAGUCGUUUAACCAGGAUAUCGUUCCCCUCGACAAAAUUAUGCCCUUGGAGGAUUACUUGCACCAAGCCCCGGGGUUCCUGAAGGCGUACUCGCUGCCCGCCUGCCGGCCGCCGCGCACCGUCCGUGUCUGCACCAGGUCCAACGUGGAGGCGGCCAAGUGCCGCAUGCUGGCGCAGGCCGCGCAGGCGCUGGGCGUGUGGCCCGACCUGGCGUGCGUGCCGGGCGUCUCGGCCGAGGAGUGCGCGCUCUCCGUGCAGGAGGGCAACGCCGACGUCACGGUGACGCUGCCCCAGUGGCAGCACGUCGCGCGCAGAAAAUAUAAACUGAAGCCACUCCUGUUCGAAUUCUCUCCUGACACUUCAGCACUGUACGAAGUCGCAGCGGUCGUGAAGGCAGGCAAAGGAAUCAGAAACAUUCAAGACUUGAAAGGAAAGAAGGCCUGCUUUCCCAGCUACGAUGGCGUAGGGUGGAACACGAUGGUCAGCCUGCUGAAAAACAACGGACUGCUCACGAAGUCGUGCCCGUUUUCUGCGGCUCUCGGAGAGUUCUUCUCUGAGGCCUGCGUGCCCGGGCUCAACGCGACGUCCAACAUGAACUCCUUGUGUCCUUCAGAAAUAAACAACACGUUCGCCGGAGAAGCCGGCGCAUUUAAGUGUCUUGCCAGUGGCAAAGGCGACGUAGCGUUCAUCAGCAUGAACACUGUGAAGAAAUAUACAGAUGGCAACAGCAAAGAGGCGUGGGCAAAAGAUCUGAAGUCGGCAGAAUUCCGUCCCUUGUGUACAAACGGUUCUUCGCCCGCCUGUUUUCUGAGCUGGGCCACACCAGGGCAGGUGAUGGUAUACAGCAACAUCAGCAGUACAAGGCACGAAGAAAUCUACCUCACAUUCCUGACACUGCAAGACUAUUUCGGGAAAAAAAUGAAAACGCCAGGAAUGUUUCAACUGUUCAGUGCGUUCGACAACUACUCCAAUGUACUGUUUCAGGACCGGACGGAGCGGCUGGACACGCUGGCCGGCCUGCAGCGGGAGAAGCCCCUGAGGCACAACUACGAGCGGAUGCUGGAGGCGCUCGCGCCGUGUUCCGGGGCUCUCCCCUCCUCGCUCCCGGCCGCGCUGGUCGCAGCCCUCGCCGCCACGCGCCUGUUCCGGUGAACUGGUCUGCCUUCCGGGGCGACAAGACGGACUAACACUCGGGCUGGAGCCACAAGCACCGCCUGCUGCGACACCUCGACGUGCCGGGAGAAACCCACAGUGUCGGCUCCUGAUGAUGAAAGUACCAUUUUUACCCGAAAAUAAUGCGACCCCAAACUAUUUGAUUAGAUGUUUCUGAAAAAAGACCUUAUGGAGUGGAGAUCACAAAUCAAGUACAUGGCACUUGUAAAUGUUUUUAAUUAGUAGAUUUUAUUUUCUUUACUGGUGCCACUUUCAAUUGGUACAUUUAUUUACACUGCCUCUUUUGAAACACCAAGCCACAGUUAGAAUUUUUAUGACUAGUAGUUCAAAGGCAGCUUUUCAGGAAGCAAAGAAUGUGGUAAUAUAUAAGGGGUUGUCAAUUAAUCACGUGAUGUUUUUUUAGCAAAUUUUUAACCCCCCCUCCCCGUUAGUAAUUUGUGGUGAGGUUUUAGACUACCCCCUCCCCCAAUAAAUCACGUGUAUUUUUUUGGUCCAAAAUAUUUUUAAAAAUGUUAGAAUAUUAUCUUUAAAUAUAGGUAUAAUCUAAUUUAAUUCUGGAAAAUUAAGCACAGUGAUAAAAAUUGUCCAGACACACAUUAAGGUUGCAGGUUUAUUCUCACUGGCAUAAAAAUAAUAAAGGAAAGGGUUUUAUGUGAAAAAACAUAACUUUAUAAUUACGCAUGUAUUCGGCGCCAAAAUCACAGUCUUGUAGCGACUGGCAAGCCGAGCCGGGUGGUUCAUGUUGCGGCGGGCGGGGAUAUUGUUGCCUGGCUACGGCAAGUCAAUGUCACGCGUCGCUUUUCGGUUCAGUAGAAAUCGCGUGAAAAAAAAUAAAUACAUGUGAUAUCUCUCUACACCCCCUUGUGAUAUUUCAUGAUUUACACCCCCCCCCCCCCCCCUUUCGAACCUCACGUGAUUAAUGGAUGAUUCCUAAGUGAAGAGAAGCAGAAGGAACCCAGUGACACUCCAUUUGCACCUUCUCCUUCAUCCUGCAUCGUUCAUCUGUCACACCUGUGCAGAGGUUCAGUAAUCCCUGGACUAAAGUGGCGUAAGUGACUCAGUUACAGGCAGAGUAUGUAGUAUUUCAACUAAGCUGUUCCUAAUGGCAAGAUUCAAGUUUGCAAUUAUAAUGCGACCCUAUAAGUGUCAGCAGUUUUGGUAAAAAUCAUUGCAUUAUUUUCGGGAAAAAAGGUACUUUAUACUGAACUGUUUUGAAGAUACUGUAUAUAUAUUUGUUUAAGUGAGGGAUUUUGUAAUGAGGUUCCUCUGCAUGAAGUCACAGCCAUUCCCAUUGCAACUCACUAACUAGGUAUGCACAAUACAGAGUUUUAAACUAGAAUUCGGAACAUUGCGUAGCUGGUUGGUGGUCCUCAUUCGGUUGAGUCCAGGACCACAGAAAUGCUAAAUUAGUCAGUUUGCCAGAUCACUGAAUGUCAAUAGUUUUAACAGGAAUCCCAAAUGUGAAGAACAACCCGCUAUAAAACUGGUAACAUUGUUACGUUCUUUCAAUGAUUCAUGCAUU
Bacillus rossius redtenbacheri is the source of this 3755-nucleotide messenger RNA. Its product is annotated as transferrin-like. The record is from RefSeq and is a predicted model, not a curated record. The coding region runs from base 74 to 2212 and encodes 712 amino acids. Lineage: Eukaryota; Metazoa; Arthropoda; Insecta; Phasmatodea; Bacillidae. Gene Ontology annotation, cellular component: early endosome; recycling endosome; plasma membrane. The transcript has 15 exons. Gene Ontology annotation, biological process: iron ion transport.